CCCUUUCAUCUUUUCAUUUAAUAAUGCCGAAGGAAGAAAAGAACACCACCGAGCAUGAUCAUGGGGACAGGACAGACCUCGCGCACGCUGACACCAAUGCUUCAUUUCCUCAAAGAGACGAUAUCGCAAAUUUGUCCGAGGAUCAUCGACAAUAUUUGUUUCGUAAACAUGGCACGCUGGACCUGCACCCAGUCCCCUCUAUGAGUGACGCGGAUCCAUAUAACUGGCCCAGAUGGAAAAAGAACACCAACUUACUUCUAGUGGCUUUCCAUGCUCUUAUCGCCACUUUCACGCCUGCAACCAUUGUGCCAGCCUUUGGUGAUAUCGCGGAGGACUUGAAUGUCACUAUCCAAAAGGCCUCAUAUUUGACUGCCUUGCAGAUUGCCAUACUGGGUUGCGGUCCUCUCCUCUGGCGGCCUCUGUCUUCGCGGUAUGGGCGCAGACCCAUGUUCAUUGCUUCGCUCGUCGGCAGCUUCUGCUUCAAUAUCGGCUCGGCAAAAGCGCAGUCGUACGAUGCUUUGGCCGCUUGCAGCGCCUUCACGACUUUCUUCAUCUGUCCCGCCGGAGCAAUAGGGAGUGCCGUGGUAGUAGAAACAUUCUUCAAGAAUGAAAGAGCGAAAUGUAUGGGUAUCUGGACUCUGAUGUUCACACUCGGCGUCCCGACUGCACCACUAAUCUUCGGCUUCGUCGCAUACCGCGUGGGAUAUAGAUGGAUCUACUGGAUCCUCGCAAUGAUCAACGCAUUCCAACUCAUCCUCUACAUCUUCCUAGGCCCAGAAACACGCUUCAACCGCCACAAUACAACGCCACAAACUCAACUCUCCACUUUCAAGGAAUCAUACUUCCGCUUCCGCCGCAUCGAUCGGACUCCCCUCACCAUCCUCGAAUUCAUAUCCCCACUCCGUCUAGUCAAAUACCCAUGCGUACUCAUCCCCGCCGUGGCAUACGCAAUGACAUACCUCUGUGCCAGCACGAUAAUCAUCAUUGAACUCCCCGCCCUCUUCAAAGCGAAGUUCGGAUUCAACCCAGAGCAGCUAGGCCUCCAAUACAUCGGCAUCAUCAUCGGUAGCCUGAUAGGCGAGCAACUCGGCGGCCGGCUGAGCGAUUACUGGAUGAAACGAGCGCGCUCGAAAUCUGCAAACAACACCGUUCUCCCCGAGCACCGACUCUGGCUCGCGUACCCGGGCUACCUCUUCUGCAUGGCCGGCACAGUCAUCUUCUUCGUCCGCACCGAGCAAGCGCCGCAGGGUCAAUGGAACGUCACGCCCAUUGUCGGCGCGGGCGUUGCAUCUGUAGGUAAGCAGAUGCUUACCACUGUGCUCAUCACAUACGCUGUAGACUGCUACCACGAAGAAGCUGCUAGUAUAGGCGUCUUUGUUACUUUUGUACGCCAGAUGUGGAACUUUAUUGGCCCGUUUUGGUUUCCGCAGAUGUUUCGUGCGGUUGGGCUUAUUGGGAGUGCUGGGGUGGCAGUGGGGUUGAUGGUGGCUAGUGCGUUUUUGCCAACUGUUGUGCUGCAGUGUGUGAAGGGGCGUUGGAGGUUUGCGAUGAGGGGCGGAGAUUAG
Periconia digitata is the source of this 1565-nucleotide messenger RNA. The record is from the annotation of a GenBank genome assembly. Lineage: Eukaryota; Fungi; Ascomycota; Dothideomycetes; Pleosporales; Periconiaceae.